AUGCCGAGCUCGUGCACUGAUAUCCGGGAGGCACUGGCCCAAUGCCUCCAGGAAUCGGACUGUAUCAUGGUCCAAAGACACACACCCCGUGAAUGUCUCAGUUCUCCCCUCGCCGAGGAGUUACCCAUGCGAUGCCAGCAGCUGCGGAAAGGAUUCAGCGAGUGCAAACGCGGUAUGAUCGACAUGCGCAAACGGUUCCGCGGUAAUCAGCCCAUCUCGGUAUCCAAGGAAAUGGAAGGCGAAAAGUCCAGUUCCGGGGGACAAUUAUAUGCUGGACAACCAGCUUAUCAGUCGGUCAAGCCAGUCAAUGGCGACGAAGUACAGAUGGACCCAGAGAAGACUCGUGGCCUAUAA
Penicillium arizonense is the source of this 354-nucleotide messenger RNA. Its product is annotated as PET191 family protein. The transcript is spliced from 3 exons. Lineage: Eukaryota; Fungi; Ascomycota; Eurotiomycetes; Eurotiales; Aspergillaceae. Gene Ontology annotation, cellular component: mitochondrion. Gene Ontology annotation, biological process: mitochondrial respiratory chain complex IV assembly. The record is from RefSeq and is a predicted model, not a curated record. The coding region runs from base 1 to 354 and encodes 117 amino acids.